This is a messenger RNA of Salvia miltiorrhiza (redroot sage), 471 nucleotides long. RefSeq lists its product as uncharacterized. Lineage: Eukaryota; Viridiplantae; Streptophyta; Magnoliopsida; Lamiales; Lamiaceae. The transcript has 3 exons. The record is from RefSeq and is a predicted model, not a curated record. Bases 1 to 471 code for a protein of 156 amino acids.
AUGUCACAAACCUUGCAACUUCAGCAUCAAGUCAUGGAUGUUGCUGCUGCUACCAUCAUGCUGAACCUCACAGAGGUGUUUGCGGAAUCGAAGAGAUCUGCUCGCUUUAACAUAAUGAGAGAAAUCUUAGCGUGUGAGAUUAGCGAGAGCAGUUCCGUCCACAAGCACGAGCGAGAGCAGCUUGACUUGCUGGGUGGGGGUAUCGACGGCGAAACUAAGGUCGAUAUCAUCCUAAACACUCUCCCCAAGACAUAUGAAAACUUCCGCCUCAAUGCUGUUAUGAGCAAGGUCAACUAUUCUCUAAAUGAGUUGUUGAAUGCUCUAGUUACAGCGAAGGGAGUUAUGGGGAAGGGGAAAGAAGAUUAUGUAGACAAGCACAAGUCUAAGUCCGAGAUUGUUCUUCAAGAAAUAGAAGGCAUUGGACAGGCGAUUCCAUUACCACAGCCAAGUGUGCAAGAGAUUGCACCAUAG